AUGGGUUUCUCCUUCCGUGGAAAGGCCUCGGACGCGCCCGUGUCCGAGGGCCAGGCCACAGGACAGGAUGCCUCCUCAGAUCUUCCCAUCGACAUCAACCCUGAGGCCGACCUCAAGAAGUUUAAGAAGCUUCACAAGUGGGACCCUUUCAUGGAGGUCGAGAAGCUGGACGCUGCCGAUCAGGUACUACGCACUGGAGACUUGGAGAAGGAGGCGGCUGUUGAGACGUCUCUGCUGGCCGAGGACUCACCAUACGCCGAAGUCAGAGCGUCGGUGAAGCCUUUUGACGAUCCUGACACCCCCGUCAACACAAUCCGCGCCUGGUCCAUCGGUCUCAUCACCUGCACGGUUGUCACCGCCUGCAAUGUCUUGCUGAACAUGCGUCGUGCGCCCGUCACCAUCUCGCCUGUCGUCGUGCAGUUGAUUGCCUACCCCAUGGGCAAGGGCUGGCAUGCGAGCAUGCCCAACUGGAAGUUCCGUCUUUUUGGCCAGCACCUGGAAUUCAACCCCGAGACUCCCUUCAACAUGAAGGAGCACACCAUCGUUGUCAUCAUGACAGCUGCUGGAUCUGCGCUCUCGUACGCCCUCGACAUCUUGCUCGCCCAAGAAAUCUUCUACAAGCAGCACUUUGGCUGGGGCUUCCAGAUCCUGCUUAUCCUGUCUACGCAGGCCAUGGGUUUCGGUCUCGCUGGCGUCAUGAGAAGGUUCCUGGUCUGGCCUGCUGCCAUGGUCUGGCCGGCCACUCUAAUCUUCACCACUGUCAUGAACACUCUCCAUGACCAUAGCCCCUCUGACCCCUCGCUCGCGAACGGCUGGAAGGUUGGCCGCUACAAGUUCUUCUUGAUCGUCGCCGCUGGUACCUUCUGCUACGAGUGGAUCCCGCAGGUCAUGGCCACUUUUCUCCAAGUGUUCACGUUCGCGACUUGGAUUGCACCCAACAAUGUACUAGUCAAUCAAUUGCUUGGCGGCCAGACUGGCGUGGGCCUCAUUCCGCUCUCGUUUGACUGGAAUAUCAUCUCCGGCUUUCUGCUGUCGCCCUUGCAGACUCCCGCCUUCGCCAUCUUCAACGUUGGAAUCGGCAUUCUCCUAAUGAUGCUGGGCUCGAUCGGACUCGCCUACGCUGGCCCCGACUUUUACAAGUACUUGCCCAUCAGUGCGAAUGGAAACUUCGAUCACUUUGGGAGCUCCUACAACACGAGCAGGAUUCUCAACCCGGACUUUACCUUCAACCAGACAAAGUACGAAGAGUACUCGCCGCUGAUGCUUGGGCCUGCAUUUGCGUUAACGUACGGCAUGUCCUUCGCCGCCUUGGCCUCGACUGUCGUUCACGUCGGCCUUUUCUACGGAAAGGACGUCUGGGCCCGCGCUCGAACCGCCACCUACGAAGAAGCCGAUGUCCACCUGAAGAUGAUGAGGAAGUAUCGCGAGGCACCCGAGUGGUGGUUUGCCACCGUCUUCCUCAUCUCUUUCGCGUUCGGCAUGAUCGCCUCACAGGUCUGGGAGACCCACCUCGCAUGGUGGGCUUACAUUAUCUGUGUGCUGAUCGGUGUUGUGCUCAUCCUCCCGGUUGGCAUCAUACAAGCAAUUACAAACAGCCAAACAGGUCUGAACGUCAUCACCGAACUGAUCAUCGGGUACAUGCAACCGGGCAGACCCGUGGCCAUGAUGCUAUUCAAAAGUUGGGGCUAUAUGAUGGCCUACAACGGACUGACAUACGUCUCGGACAUGAAGAUUGGUCACUAUAUGAAAAUCCCACCGCGCACAAUGUUUUAUGCCCAAUUCUUCGCCGUGGUUUGGCUCAGCAUAGUCCAGAUCGCCACUUACAACUUUCUCCGAGGCAAUAUCGACGGCGUCUGCACAUCCACUCAGAAGCAAGGCAUUACAUGUCCCAACGCCAAGACCUUCUUUAACGCAUCUGUGAUUUGGGGUGUCGUCGGCCCCAAGAGGAUGUUCAGCUCAGGCGCUCUUUACAGUUGGACCAAUUAUUUCUGGUUGAUCGGGGCUGCCCUGCCAGCGAUCCAGUAUUUCGUUGCCCGACGUUAUCCCCGUGGAAUCUUCCGAUACCUGUUUUUCCCAGCCAUCUUCGGGGCCGCCGGCCAGAUCGCCGGCCACAUGGCCUAUUUCGGCUGGUGGACUCGAUACAACUACGUCCUGUCCGGUGCUCUCGACAUCGGCACCGCGCUUUGCAUUGUCGUCUCUGCACUGGCCCUUGGGCUCAGCGGCGUGUCUUUCCCUGAUUGGUGGGGCAACACUGUGUGGGAAAACAAUCUUGAUGCGGAAGGCACUGCAGUGACAAAGACUCUUCCUGACGAUGGAUCCUUCUUCGGUCCCACAACUUGGCAUUAG
Messenger RNA from Diaporthe citri, 2346 nucleotides. RefSeq lists its product as uncharacterized. Gene Ontology annotation, molecular function: oligopeptide transmembrane transporter activity. Gene Ontology annotation, biological process: transmembrane transport. The transcript is spliced from 5 exons. Lineage: Eukaryota; Fungi; Ascomycota; Sordariomycetes; Diaporthales; Diaporthaceae. The record is from RefSeq and is a predicted model, not a curated record. Bases 1 to 2346 code for a protein of 781 amino acids.